Mucor mucedo is the source of this 3369-nucleotide messenger RNA. RefSeq lists its product as uncharacterized. The transcript is spliced from 10 exons. Lineage: Eukaryota; Fungi; Mucoromycota; Mucoromycetes; Mucorales; Mucoraceae. The coding region runs from base 26 to 3217 and encodes 1063 amino acids. The record is from RefSeq and is a predicted model, not a curated record.
CUUUUGCUAUUUUAGGAACGACUAAAUGGUGGAGAAUUUCUUAAAUUUUUCUCGAUAUCCUUACUGUGCCAAUCUACAUUUUGAUGAAGCAACAACGUACACAAAUUAUUUUUUCAGUGGCGCAAGACAGGGAUCCAGAACAAGCGAUUAUAAGCAAACGAAAGCUUCUAUUUUGUACAAUGCGAAAACAGAAGACAUACUCGCAACUGGUGAUGAAGCAGACUAUAGAAAGUUUUCUGAAGCCGAUGAAAACACUGUAUUCUAUAUAAAUAACAUCAUGAUAAAGCUAAAUGAUAUUUAUCUAAAAAACGCUCAGGACCAUAACGCCCACGAUCGAAUGACACUAGCUGGUGUAGUACUCUUCCUUCAAAAUUUAACCAAGGAUUACUCACAGGGAAAAACUAUCUCGCAUAAGUCUUAUUUGGAUUAUCACUUUGCUGUCACUCUCCCCACUCAUUGGGAUCUCAACAUACGAGAAAAAAUGCUACGGCCGCUUUUCAUCCAAGCAGGACUUGUGAGUGCAGACGAUCACCACGACAGACUGCUAUUCUUCUCUCAAUUAGAUGGUGAUUUUCGACAUCUACAAUCCCUUGACCAUAAUGGCAGCAGUAGAAUUAAUACAAGGCUUGCAAAUGGCAGACAGUAUGUCAUGUACAAAUUAAAAUUAGUCGAUAGAAAGUUGAUUGUCACCAUGGAUUUAUUUUCCGCUCAUUAUCCAGCUGUAACAGCUAUAGACGAUAAAUAUGUGUCAAAAGCGUUACAUUCAGUUUAUUUUACAGUCUCCUUAGAUCCUAUGAGCGCAAACAAUUUCAACAGCGGUAUAAUAGUACCAAUAAAUGUAUUCUUUGAUAAUACGCUUGCUUCUACCAAAGAGAUUUUCAUCCGUGAAAUGAAUAAAGUAUCCACUGGCAGCGACGGCAGAUUAGUAACGGCUAUUAUUAUCACACCAGAAUUAAGAAUGGGGAUUUAUGCAAGUUUCGAGCAUCAAUUUGUAUUUAUUCUAAGAGCAUGGUUAAAAGAAUAUGAUCAGGAAAAAUUCAACAAUGAUUUCAUGACAUUUGGAAAAGAAUUAGCAAUCAGCUCUGAUAUAUUAAUAUUUGAUACGAUGGAAAGAACGGAAGAGAAAAUUAGACAGCAAAUACAGGUCUCAAAUAAGCGCAGACCUCCUUCUAUCAUUGCUAAAAGUAACAAUGCUGACGAAAAUUUAUCAAAUCGGCAAAGACCGAAUCACCUCAUCAAUUUAGAUAUCACUUAUAAAGAAGUAAGUAUAUCCUGUGUAUUUACAGAAAAUAAAAAGGCGGCUGAGAAUUCCAUGAAUUAUGAAGUGUGUGAUAUACAACCUUUGGACAAUUUUUUUAUACAGUCAUCCUUAUAUCAAAGACCCGUACUUCAGCUAACAAAUAGACUAAAAGUAUUCAUGGAAGACCAUUUCGAUGAUCUUAUGAAUAUUUCUCUUGAACGUAAUCAACAUACAAUUAAGAACAAUUACAUGUAUCAAAUCAUUAACAGGGCAAAAUUGUGUAGAAGAAAUCGUUAUUUAGACAUAACUGCAGAUCAUUUGAACGCCAAAAAAAUACAGAACAAUAGGUACAUGAAGGCGGCCCAAAAAGUCAUAUCCAAAUUAAGUGACAACACGAGCAUGCUGCAUAGUUUUUUUGCGCCAUCAAGCAUUUCUGCCGCACAUCAUGAAAAGUUAACAUGUAUUCACCAAGAGAAAUACAUUCAUCUUUUUUACCUUAUGUACAUGGGGUAUCUCAACACCUUGAUAGAUAAGAAGUUACAAAUCGCAUUUGGUAACAACUGGAAAAACGCAAAUACAGGAUAUAUCAUUUCCCUUGAAAAAAAGAUGAUGCACAUGACAAGAGGCUCUAAAUACGAUGCAAGAAAUCUUGUUAUCAAUAGUGGUGUUUUACCUGUUUUAAAUAACGCUCAGAAACCUCGACUGGUUGUCCGGGGAGAAGGAAUUUUAUCAGCACUUCAAAAAAAGUUAAAAUUAACCCUUCCUGUCAAGUCUUACUUUUCCAUUGUCCAAUUAAAUCACACGCAUAUAGAGGUUGCAUUACAUCAAGUUGUGGAUAUUGAAACACCCGAAAGGAGUGCAUCAAGUAUCAUUCUGGAAGAUAGGAUACUUUCGAUUGAAAACGUCAUUGAUUCAACGUGCAAAAACAUCUGGAAGCAUAUAACAUUACAUGAUGAUAUAAAUUACUGCGCCUUGAAUAACGCUGAAGCAAAUAUAACAUGUGAUGUUCUUUCGUUACAAAACUAUUUUUACGCUAUUGAAAAGUUGAAACUUUAUUUUUCUAAGAUUGUUGAAUUUGGAGAGCCAAGUCUGGAUAAAGACGAGAUCAAGCAGCUUCAAAUCAGUAAAACAUGUGAUUGUACUAUUCAUAUCACUCUCAGAAAUAUCAUCGACAUUGGCCUAAAGCCAGUGAUACAGAAUAUUACCACAGUGAUAGCAGCUUCAAUAGUAAACACAGAUCUGUUUGGAGACUACAUUGUAGACCAUUUAUUUAUCCUGGGAGACAUAUUUACGGUUUCAAAUGGCGCUCCACUUUACAAUGUCCACAGGUUGAAUCUACAAAAAUCAAUAGCUGCUAGUAUAAGGUCAAAAGAACAAGACACGCAAGGAUAUGUUCUGAAAGAAACUCUCCAUCAGCUUUUGCAGCCAACCAUCGGUAAACAGCCUUACAUGUACGAUAGCUUUGUCAAAGGAGAUCUGUACCAAGUAGCUAGUGAAACAUAUGGAUUGUGUAUCAAAUUAGAGUCAUAUAACCGUGAAGCUGCCUAUUUUAUUUCUUGUCAAAAAGAUAGUAUACUUGUAAGUAACAAAAAGUCGGCCAUGAUUAUACUCCAAACAGGGCAAAUGAUUCCACACACAGGUGUUCGCUUAAAGUUUAAUGUCAAGCAUAAAUACAUGGAAACCUAUCUAAAAGAAAUGAGAUAUAUGACUAUAGAAUUUAUACGGUUAAGACAUUCCAAAGAAGAUAGGCUUAAAGAUGUUGUUUCUUUGGAGAAAUAUUCUUACGAUAGUCUGUCUACUUUUGAAUUUCCUUACUCUCGAUAUCAUGGAAUUCCUCUUCGUUUGAUGAUCAAGUCUGUCAAUUACAAUUCUUCUCUUCAAUUUAUAAUUACAAGUACUGGUGCAGAUAUUGAUCCCAGCAUCACUCUACCGCCUCAUGUUGUAUUAGAAGAACAUUUAUCACUGGCCUAUUUCUAAAAAAGAAAAGAAAAGCAGCAAACUUACAUGUGUACGCCAUGUACCCCUAUUAAAUAUAAUAUAUAUUACCUUUUAACUAUGUUUUACAUCCAAAAAGGUACACCUUAAAUAUUGAUCUAAUGUUUCCAGCAUGACGUGCUGCUUAUUAAUGG